GAGCUUCUCUGGUUAAGAAGGGGAACGAAAGAUGGCGGCGGAAACGCUGCUGUCCAGCCUAUUGGGGCUGCUGCUUCUGGGGCUGUUGUUACCUGCAAGUCUGACCGGCGGUGUUGGGAGCUUGAACCUGGAGGAGCUGAGUGAAAUGCGUUAUGGAAUCGAGAUCCUGCCAUUGCCAGUCUUGGGAGGGCAGAACCAAGCUUCGGACGUGGUGAUCGUCUCCUCCAAGUACAAACAGCGCUACGAGUGUCGCCUGCCCGCUGGAGCUAUCCACUUCCAGCGGGAGAGGGAGGAGGAGACACCCGCGUACCAAGGGCCUGGGAUCCCGGAGCUGCUGAGCCCCAUGAGAGAUGCUCCCUGCCUGCUCAAGACCAAAGACUGGUGGACGUACGAGUUCUGUUAUGGACGCCACAUCCAGCAGUACCACAUGGAAGAUUCAGAGAUCAAAGGUGAAGUCCUGUAUCUCGGCUACUACCAAUCGGCCUUCGACUGGGAUGACGAAACAGCCAAGGCCUCCAAGCAGCAUCGCCUGAAACGCUACCACAGCCAGACCUAUGGCAACGGGUCCAAGUGCGACCUCAAUGGGAGGCCCCGGGAGGCUGAGGUUCGGUUCCUCUGUGAUGAUAGUGCAGGCAUUUCCGGGGACUACAUUGACCGCGUGGACGAGCCCCUGUCCUGCUCUUAUGUGCUGACCAUUCGGACCCCCCGGCUCUGCCCCCACCCUCUCCUCCGGCCCCCGCCCAGUGCUGCUCCGCAGGCUAUCCUCUGCCACCCUUCCCUGCAGCCCGAGGAGUACCUGGCCUACAUGCAGAGGCAAGACGACUCAAAGCAGGAUGAAAAUAAAGUCACAGAGGAGGUGCAAGACCUAGAGCCCCAAAUGUGGAGUGAGGCCAAGCCUGGGGCAGUACCCCCAAAGAGAGCAGGUGCGAGCCCAGCCAAGGACGACAGUAAGGAAGCUGAUUUCUGGAAGAUGCUUCACGAGCCAGAGGAGCAGGCCCCCAGAGGGGAGGAGGCAGAGGCGGAGGAGCAGGACCUGAAUCCGGAGGCAGCAGACGCGGCUCCAGGCCCUCCCAGCGAUUUUCAGAACAACGUGCAGGUCAAGGUCAUUCGGAGUCCUGCGGACUUGAUUCGCUUGAUAGAGGAGCUGAAAGGUGGAACGAAAAAGGGGAAGCCAAACACAGCCCAAGAGCAGCCUGACGAGGACGCCCCAGAAGGCGCUCAGAGGGAACCGGAGGGGAAGGACAAGGGUGAUGCGGACCCUCCGGGUGAGGUGGGAGAAGAGGACGACGGGGAUGAGGACGAGGACGAGGACGAGCGGCAGCUUCUGGGGGAGUUUGAGAAGGAGCUGGAAGGGAUCCUGCUCCCAUCCGACCGAGAGCGGCUCCGCGCCGAGGUGAAGGCAGGCAUGGAGCGGGAGCUGGACAGCAUCAUCCAGGAGACAGAGAAGGAGCUGGACCCUGAUGGGCUGAAGAAGGAGUCGGAGCGCGAUCGAGCCAUGCUGGCUCUGACGUCCACUCUCAGCAAGCUCAUCAAAAGGCUGGAGGAGAAGCAGAGCCCAGAGCUGCUGACGAAGCACAGGAGGAGGAAGGUGGUCGCCAGAAAGCCGCCCCCUUCGCCGCAGCCUGCAGAGGAGGAUCCUGAGCACAGAGUCCGGGUCCGGGUCACCAAGCUCCGUCACGGAGGCCCCAAUCGGGAUCUGACUGUCCUCGAGAUGAAACGGGAAAACCCGCAGCUGAAACAAAUCGAGGGGCUGGUGAAGGAGCUGCUGGAGAGGGAGGGACUCCCGGCGGAAGGGAAGAUCGAGAUCAAAAUCGUCCGGCCGGGGGCUGAAGGCGCGGAGGAGGACGCGCGCUGGCUGACCGACGAGGACACGAAAAACCUCAAGGAGAUUUUCUUCAACAUCUUGGUGCAGGGAGCAGAAGAGGCGCACAAAGAGCGGCAGCGGCAGAAGGAGCUGGAGAGCAACUACCGCCGGGUGUGGGGCUCCCGAGGCGGCGAGGGCACCGGGGACCUGGAUGAGUUCGACUUCUGAGACCGCCGCCGCAAGGCCCCCUGGGAAUCUGGAGCCUUCCCCUACCCCUGGGGCCCUUGAGGGCACAACAGCAGAGGGCGCCGAGCUGUGGACUUUGCGGGCCCCAGCUCAGGGCGUGGAGGGCUGUGGGCUGUGUGCUGCCCAUGGUCUUUGCCCUCCCAGACUUUCCCGGCAUCCCCUUCCUGUCCUUGGCCCUCCCUGGUAUGGGCCCUGAACUGCAGGGAGGCGCGCGCAGUGGGCUCAGCAGGCCCCUGCCCCACUGCCAGGGGGUUACUGUUCCCCCUCCCCCUGGGGGCCUCGGGAGGCUCCUCUCCCUUUCCUGGCCACACGGCCCCUCCCGCUGGCCCUUCCAAGGUGGGGAACCUUCACCUCUGUCGCCCGAAAGCGGAGAACGCUGCCCGUCUCCCCCAGCACAAUUCCAGCCAAGAAAAGGGUGGGCGCAGAACCACCAUGUUUUUUUGAACAAUCAGGUUUCUAAAUAAAGAACUGGACCAUCA
Messenger RNA from Oryctolagus cuniculus (rabbit), 2529 nucleotides. RefSeq names its product OS9 endoplasmic reticulum lectin (gene OS9). The record is from RefSeq and is a predicted model, not a curated record. NCBI's taxonomy places the organism in Eukaryota, Metazoa, Chordata, Mammalia, Lagomorpha, Leporidae. Gene Ontology annotation, cellular component: endoplasmic reticulum lumen. Gene Ontology annotation, biological process: ERAD pathway; retrograde protein transport, ER to cytosol; endoplasmic reticulum unfolded protein response.